Molecule: messenger RNA, 273 nt
Organism: Trametes versicolor FP-101664 SS1
Lineage: Eukaryota; Fungi; Basidiomycota; Agaricomycetes; Polyporales; Polyporaceae
Exons: 1
Source: RefSeq, a predicted model, not a curated record
UACUUUCCCAUGCGGAUGGGGCAGACGCUAGACAAAGGCCGAUACGUGGUCGUUCGCAAACUGGGCUACGGCACCAACUCCAGUGUGUGGCUCGCCAAAGAAGCGAAGUACGUAUCUCAUUACCCUCGACGUCCGGAAACUGAUCAUCGGCUCAUGUUUCCCAGGCCUGACGGGCAUUGUUAUGUUGCGCUCAAGAUGUUGUCAGCGUACGCCACACUCGUCGAGCGCGAAGACCUCAGUCACGAAAUUGCAGUCGCGAAGAGCAUGCACUGA